GUCUAUCUGGGGACUCUUUGCUGUGACCAGAAGCCCCUGAACACUGGCCUUGAGCAUGAACACCUGGGGAGAAGACUCACAACACCGGGCCAUCGUCAGAAUAGCAGCCCACUUGCCGGACCUCAUUGUCUACCGGGCUUUCUCACCAGAGCUGCCUUCUGUGGACCAUUUUGAUGGGGUCUUGAUGUUCGUGGAUAUUUCAGGCUUUACUGAAAUGACGGAGAAGUUCAGCAGAGCCAUGUACAUGGACCGCGGGGCCGAGCAGCUGGUGGAGGUCCUCAACUACCACAUCAGCGCAAUCGUGGAGAAAGUGUUGACUUUUGGAGGAGACAUCUUAAAGUUUGCAGGCGACGCGCUGCUGGCCAUGUGGAAGGUGGGGCGGGAGCAGCUGAAAGGUACCAUCACGGUGGCGGUGAAGUGCAGCCUGGAGGUCCACGGGCUGCUUGAGGCCCAGGAGCCCAAGGAAGGCCUGGACAUCCGAGUCAAGAUAGGCCUGGCCGCUGGCCACAUCACCAUGUUGGUGUUUGGAGAUGAAACACACAACCACUUCGUGAUGGCCGGCCAGGUGGUAGAAGAUGUACGCCUCGCACAGAACAUGGCACAGAUGAACGACGUCAUUCUGUCCCCAAACUGCUGGCAGCUCUGUGACCGCAGCAUGAUUGAGAUCGAGAGGAUUCCAAAUGAGAGGGCAGUUAAGGUUACGUUCUUAAAAACACCCCCUUCCUUUAACUUUGAUGAAUUUUUCACCAACUGUAUGACUUUCAUGGAUUAUUACCCAUCUGGUGACCACAAAAACCUGCUGAGGCUCACGUGCACGCUGGAGUCGGAUCCUGAACUGGAGCUGUCCCUACAGAAGUAUCUGAUGGACAGCAUAUUGAAGCAGAUCGAUGACAAGCAGCUUCGGGGGUAUUUGUCUGAGCUGCGCCCAGUGACCAUUGUGUUUGUGAACCUGAUGUUUAAGGACCAGGACAAAGCAGAAGUUAUCAGCUCGGCCAUCCAGGAGGCCUUUGUGCACAUCAGUUCUGUCCUGAGGGUCUUCCGAGGCCAAAUCAAUAAAGUCUUCAUGUUUGACAAGGGCUGCUGCUUCCUCUGUGUCUUCGGCUUCCCCGGGGAAAAGGCACCUGAUGAGGUUACUCAAGCCUUGGAAAGUGCGGUGGAUAUAUUUAAGUUCUGCUCUCAGGUCCCCGAAAUCCACACUGUCUCCAUCGGAGUGACCAGCGGGAUCGUCUUCUGCGGCAUCAUCGGACACUCCGUGAGACAUGAGUACACAGUCAUCGGUCAGAAAGUCAACACAGCCGCCAGGAUGGUCGUGUAUUACCCAGGGAUCGUGACCUGCGACUCUGUCACCUACAAGAGCAGUAACCUACCAGCCUACUCUUUCAAGGAACUCCAAAAGAAAGCCAUGAGAGGGGUUGCCGAUUCUGGACAGGUCUACCAGUGUCUGGGCAUUAAAAGGGAACACAUGUUUGGUGAGGCAGGUCUCACCUGCAACGAAAAUAAGCACUACCCUUUGCUGGGACGUGAUAAGGAGAUAGAUUACUUCACGCGUACUAAGGAGGAAUUCUUGAUGUACAACUGCAGCCAAGUCCUAAUGUACGAAGGAGUAUCAGGGUGUGGAAAAAGCCAGAUACUUGCGCAAAUUGAGUACCUGGCCCAAAAUGAGAACUACAGGACUAUCACUAUUGAGCUGACUAAGAUCAGCUUCCAAAAAAAUUUUUAUACCAUCCCGAUGCUCAUGGUCAAUGUACUACGUCUGCGUUCUUGUAAAAAUUACGGAGAACGACAGACCAACCUUCAAAAUAAAGUCAACGGGCUGUUGGAUAAGAAGUUCUACUGCAUUCUUAACGACAUCUUCUAUGUUCAGUUCCCUGUUUCAAGAGAGGUUUCCAAGAUGAGCGCCUUGAGGAAGCAAAACCAUUUGGAAGAAUUGUUUAUGAAGAUCUUGAAGCAAACCGUGAAAGAGGAAAGGAUCAUUUUCAUCAUUGAUGAGGGCCAGUUUGUCGACUUGGCCUCCUGGGCCUUCCUGGAGAAGCUCCUCCAGACAGCCCCCACCUUCCUCAUCAUGGCCCUGUCCCCCUUCACCGAUGCGCCCUGUGCAGCGGCCAGCACGGUGAUGAGGAGCAGGAACACCACCCACGUCAUUCUCGGAGCCAUGCAGCCCACAGACAUUUGCCACAAGGUCUGCCUGGACCUCAGCGUCAGGAGCAUCCCCAAAGAACUGGACUCGUACCUGGCGGAGGGCAGCUGUGGGAUUCCACUGCACUGUGAAGAGUUGUUAACAAGUCUCAAAUGUCAUAGGGUUCUCGUCUUCCAGCCAAUGGAGUCUGAGGAAAACCCAAGCAUGGACUGGAACAGCCUGCUCAGUGAGUCCCGCAGUGAUGGCUGGCUCUCCCCCCCUGCAGCGGCGCUGGCAAGGAUGGGCUUCCCCGGGGCCGGCCUCCCAUGGGGUUUUGCUAAGCCAAUAGGGGAACCAAAGACAUUUCCCGUCAGUAAUGAUGAGGGAAGUGAAACAGUCUGUAACCUCGUCAGUGGCGUCAUAUUGAAAAACUUGUCACCACCAGCAUCAUUAAAAGAAACCUGUCUGGUGCAGCUGGAUAGCAUGAGCCUCUCCUACCAGAUGCUGGUGAGGUACGCUGCCGUGGCCGCCGUAGCCAGCCUGACCUUCACCACGGGGCUGCUGCUAGAGAUCCUCCCGUGCUGGAACAUGAAGAUGAUGACCAAGGCCCUGGCGGGUCUCGUGAAGUCCGGUGUCUUUGGCUGUUUCCGGAGCAGCAAGGAGCUCCGGAUGGCUUUAGCGCACAAUGAGGCCUCGUUUGAGGUGCACCACCGCUCCGGCUGCCUGAAGCCCAGGGAAGGAGUGGCUCCCGGCGAGCAGGAAGAGCUUCGUGAACUGGAGAGCAAGGUGAUCGAGUGCCACAUCAUUCGGUUCUGCAGGCCUGUGAUGCAGAAAACAGCCUACGAGCUGUGGCUGAAGGACCAGAAGAGAGCUAUGCACUUGACAUGUGCCCGCUUCUUAGAGGAAAACGCCCACAGGUGUGACCGCUGCCACGGCAGGGACUUCAUUCCCUUUCACCACUUCGUGGUGGACACCCGGCUCAACGCUUUGGACAUGGACACCAUUAAGGAGAUGGCUAAGUCCUACGGAUUUCAAACUGAAGAAGAGACCACCUUCUCCAAAACACAGAUUCCUAAGAGAUCUGAGAUAUUUCCUGAAAAUCUCAGUCCUGAAGAAAUAAGAGAAAAGAUCCUGAAUUUCUUUGACACCAUUAUAGCAAAAAUGAAGACCCCUGAGAAGGACCUCGUCCCUCCAGAGCCCUGCCGGUGCGAGGAGAUCCUGGAGACUGUCUUCAGGCCUCUGGCCUACCACUUUCUGGCUUUGGGAGAAAACAACAAAGCCUUGUAUUACUUCCUAGAAAUUGCGUCUGCUUAUCUCACCCUGGGUGAUAAUUACAUGGUGUACGUGUAUCUGAACGAGGGAGAGAGGCUGCUCAAGACACUCAAGAAGGAAAACUCCUGGAGUCAGACUUUUGAGUCAGCUACGUUUUAUAGCUUCAAAGGCCAGGUCUGUUUCACCGAGGGCCAGAUGGUGCUCGCCAAGAAGAUGCUGAGGAAGGCGCUGAGGCUGCUCAACCGAGUCUUCCCUUGCAACCUAAUAUCCCUGUUUCUCCAGACCCACGUGGAGAAAAAUCGACACUUCCAUUACAUGAGUCAGCCGGUGCACAAGAGCCUGCUGCCGGGGAAGAAGAGGCUGGCUCAGCUGUGCCGGCAAGCUGCCUGCCUCUCUUUGCUGUGGCAGAUCUACAGCUUAGAGGACUUCUUCCACUACAAGCAUUAUGGCCACCUGGCGGCGAUGACGCAGGUGAACACCGCACUGGAGUCUCAGGAUGACUUCCAGAUCGUUAAGGCCUACCUGGACUAUUCGCUGCACCACCAGCUGGCCGGCUACGAGGGCGUGUGGUUCAAGUACGAAGUCCUGGCCAUGGAGCAGCUCUUCAACCUUCCCCUGAAAGGCGAGGGCAUUGAGAUCAUCACAUACGCGGCCUACACGCUGAGUUACAUCAAGUUUAUGAUGGGCUACCUGGACCUGGCCAUUGACUUAGGCUCUCGAGCCCACAAGUUGUGCGCCCUGCUCCGAAAUCCCAACGAAUGCUACAUGGUCCUCUGCGGGCUCAGCAAAUCUCUCUUCUUGAAAAGCAGACAUAAGCAGCUGAUCCAGGUGCUGGGGCGGCUGUGGGACCUCUCUGUGGCGGAGGAGCACAUCUUAAGCAAGGCAUUUUUUUAUUUUGUGUGCCUGGACAUCAUGCUUUACUCUGGCUUUGUUUAUAGGCCAUUUGAAGAAUGUUUGGAUUUCAUAAAACAAAACGAAGGCAACAGAAUCCUCCGGUUCCAAAGUGGAAUCCUCCUGGGACUCUACUCCUGUGUAGCUAUCUGGUAUGCCAGACUCCAGGAAUGGAACUACUUUCAUGAAUUUUCUGAUGCAGUCAAAAAUCUAGUGCCAAGAAGAACCCCGACAGCUCUAUACUACGAAGGGAUCAGUAGGUACCUGGAGGGGCAGGUUCUCCACCUCCAAAGCAAAAUCAAAGAGCAGCCCAGCAGUGCUCAGGAAAGUGGUACUGAGGUGCUCAAGAACUUGGAGAGCCUGGUGGCUCACAACACCGUGAGCCCUGUCUUCUACCCGAGGCUCUACCACCUGAUGGCCUAUGUCUGCAUACUCAUGGGAGACGUGCAGAACUGUGACCUUUUCCUGAACACAGCUUUACAGCUCUCUGAAAUUCAGGGAAAUGCGCUGGAGAAGUGCUGGCUGAACAUAAGCAAAGAAGGGUGGUACUCCGCGUCCAAAUUUCCAGAAGACCAGUGGAAUCAAACUCUCCUGAGCCUCCCCUCGUGGCAAAAAAUUGUAUCAGGCAAGGUAAACAUGCAGGAUGUUCAAAAAAACAAAUUCCUGAUGAGAAUUAAUAUUCUGGAUAAAUCUUUCUAAUAUUUCAUGAAAGAGAAAAAAGAUCUUAGAAAGACUCAUUCUCUUGAUUUUACCCAUUAUUAGCUCUUCUCUGCAGCUAGCACCCUCCGGGUUCCUGUCUGCUUCUUCCGACGCAGAGCCAGUCUCUUCCCUUUCUAGAAGGUCAGAAAGGGUCGGCAGCAGCCUGCUUCACUUUCUCUCAGCUUUACACAAACUGCCUUUGCCUUUCAGGUUGUUUUAGCUUGAUCUGUUCAUUUCAGCCCAUGCAAAACUGUAUCAUAUGGAAAAAUAUUAAUACCCACAUGGUACGUUUUGAGACAGAUACCUUGCUGGCUAAUCUAUUAAACUGAAGUUGUUAUUUUUAAAUAUCCAGUUGCUCAAUCUUUUGCAUGUAGCACAAUAAGUGUUACAAUGGCAAAUUCUUGUGAGGGUCGGUAAAGGCAAGGUUGGAAAAGGCAUGUGCUUGUAGUGCCUGACUGCAGCUUCCAAGCCCUCCCAACCACACACACCAGAUAUUUAUGGAAAUACAAUUUUUUUAACUGAGAUAUUAGUAAUUUUGAUGUGGGUAUCCUUUACAUGCUUACAGUCUACAUAUUUUUAUAUUUAAGAAAGUAAGCUCCUUCAACUUCGUUUCCCAGAUCCCCGAGAAUCGGCCCUAGAGCCGUGUGCAGUCUCUGCUGGCCCACGGACGGUUCCUACCGGCCGUCGGCGCCUCCCAGGAGUAGGGUAGACUCAGCCAUCUCUGCAUCUGCAGCCCCCUCAGGUGGCCACCUCAACAGAUGCUCCAGGGUUUCCGUUUGUUGAUUCCAGUCACUUUCUGGCCCUGGAAGGCCAUUCUGAUGGGCAGCACCUCGCACACCUUGAACUGUCACAGGGGUUUCCAUAGGCGAUGCCCAUACAGACGUUCCUUUAGCAAACAGGCCAGUAUUUCCCUGUGGUUCUGCAGAAGGCGGGGCUGUGUGUCUUACUCCCCGGUGACACAAUGCGCUCCCUGCGGGAGGCUAGCCACAGAGGCCUGGGGGCCUGCCAGCGCGGCAAUCGGGGCCCUGGGCUCUAACGCGAGCUCUGCCACAGACACACUCUCCCUGUGGCUGGCUCAUUACCUAACGGCUCCAUUUCAGCGCGAGGGUGCGAGUAUCAGAUAAGGGUUCUGAAAAUCUCAACAUGCCAAGUAAGUUAACAAUUAGUAUCAGGCAGAUGACCCAGUUUAAAAAUAAACACAUCCAAUAGUAAAGUUCGUGCAGUAUCGUCCCCCCAAGUCGCG
Messenger RNA from Manis pentadactyla (Chinese pangolin), 6221 nucleotides. RefSeq names its product adenylate cyclase 10 (gene ADCY10). Gene Ontology annotation, molecular function: adenylate cyclase activity. The coding region runs from base 56 to 4978 and encodes 1640 amino acids. The record is from RefSeq and is a predicted model, not a curated record. The transcript is spliced from 32 exons. NCBI's taxonomy places the organism in Eukaryota, Metazoa, Chordata, Mammalia, Pholidota, Manidae. Gene Ontology annotation, biological process: cyclic nucleotide biosynthetic process; intracellular signal transduction. Gene Ontology annotation, cellular component: cytoplasm.